Messenger RNA from Sodiomyces alkalinus F11, 1412 nucleotides. Its product is annotated as small nuclear ribonucleo protein U1a. Bases 207 to 944 code for a protein of 245 amino acids. Lineage: Eukaryota; Fungi; Ascomycota; Sordariomycetes; Glomerellales; Plectosphaerellaceae. Gene Ontology annotation, biological process: mRNA splicing, via spliceosome. Gene Ontology annotation, cellular component: U1 snRNP. The record is from RefSeq and is a predicted model, not a curated record. The transcript is spliced from 3 exons. Gene Ontology annotation, molecular function: U1 snRNA binding.
AAUCCUUCGGUCAAAUCCGUGCCCGUUACGUAACCGUCAAUCUUACGGCCUGUCCGACACUCCACACGUCUAACAUAAUGUGGUUUGUCACACCUCGAUAAGGUGGCCGUGGGCAUCUCACAUCGAACGUGAUCUUCGGAGACACACUCCUCCCAAGUACGCAUUUGAUUCGUUACCAGCUUGCUUCUUUACGAGACCUGCCAAAGAUGAGAUCCGCACCCAUUUCUACGGUAUAUGUUCGCAAUCUCGAGGAGCGUGUGAAGCCACAUGUCUUAAAGGAGGCUCUUCUACAUAUAUUCUCCGAGUAUGGGACCGUUAUCGACAUCAUCGCCAAAACGAACUUGAAGGCAAAGGGACAGGCCUUUGUGGUCUUUGACAAUCCCGAGUCUGCUCAAGCCUCUACCGACGAGUUGCAGGGGUUCGUGUUGUUUGAGAAGCCAAUGCAAGUCGCGCUCGCAAGGACAAGAAGCGAUGCAACGGUCAAGACCUCCGGAACUGAAGAGGAGUUCGAAAUGCAUAAGCGACGAAGGCUCGCAGAAAAGGACAAAAAGAAGGCCCUCGAGGCUGCAGAAGAACAGAAGCGGCUCAAGCGACCGGGUCACGGCGCUCCGUUACAGGAUGCCGCCUCUAGACCUGUUAAGAUCCCUCGGGGAACAGGGCUGAAGUCAUCACAUCCUGCUACUACCGUCAUUCCGGACGAAUAUCUGCCUCCAAACAAGAUAUUGUUUGUUCAGAAUCUCCCCGACGACUACGAUAUCCAAGCAGUAACCAGCAUAUUCGGGCGAUUCGACGGGUUCCGUGAGGUCCGGCUUGUCCCGGGCCGGCGGGGAAUUGCCUUCGUCGAGUACGCAGGAGAACAAGGUGCCAUCACUGCCAAGGAGAACACUGCCGGUAUGGUGUUGGGAGACUCCCAUACCAUCAAGGUGACAUAUCAGAGACAUUAGACACGACAGUCUUAAGACCGUGCAAAGGUACCGUGUGCAUAAACAGUUUCCUUGCGGUCAAGUCACCAACUCUCGUGAAUACUUAACUAAGGAAAGCGCCCUGUCACGACGCGCUUUAUUGCCGAAAGGAAGGUCAAGUCUACCAUGAUGCCGUACUCUGCGAUACUCUCUGCGACUAAUCUACAAAAGAUCAUCCGCUCGGACACAUUCAUUUUGUCGCGGUGGCCCCAUAGGGUUUCUGUCUGGCACGGUGCCGUGCAUCUUAGAAAAUGACAUCCUCGUCUUCCCCAGCAACCAAAAUGUCCGCAGGACCUCUGGAUGGAUGGUCAUCGUCGUCACGUUCGGCGGCAGCCCUCCUAGCUUUCAUCUCGGCAUCCGAUGCUGCAGUGUCUCUCUGUUUCUUCCCCGCCACCUUUUUUAAUCGGUAGAACUCCUCCCUGUCUAGUUCAUCGAGCUCUGAAUUGAUGU